Molecule: messenger RNA, 1057 nt
Organism: Ochotona princeps (American pika)
Lineage: Eukaryota; Metazoa; Chordata; Mammalia; Lagomorpha; Ochotonidae
Gene: STPG3
Product: sperm-tail PG-rich repeat containing 3
Exons: 6
Coding region: 86-976 (296 amino acids)
Source: RefSeq, a predicted model, not a curated record
GGCAACAGGGUGGGGGUGGUACCUUCCAGCUGUGAGGUCACAGAGCCCCACUACAGCCAGCAGGCAGCCAGCCAGAGACUGGGAGAUGAAUUUUGACCAGAAGGCAGUGAAAUUCCUGGCGAGUUUCUACAUCAAUGGAGGCAGACACUGGACCCGUGGGCCCUUGAGCCAGCUGCUAUCCCAAUCCCCCCACAGGCCCGGGUCUGCCCUGCUGUGGCUGGGGGCAGCUUGGGAAGAGGCAUGGCCGUUCCCCAGGCAUGACGUCCCAGCCGUCCUGGGGCUAGGCCUGGACAUCCCCCCCGAGUGCGCACCGGCCAGCAUGGGGGCCCUGAAGGAGUUGUUGCUGGAGCGACGCCCCCCACUCGUCACUGACGUGCAAGUCCCUGGGCCUGCCAAGUACGAGGUACCUGAUGUGUUUGUGCGGGAGAGCUCCCCGCACCCGUGCUACAGCUUGGGACAGAAGCAUCCCGGCCCAGAGGGUGGCGGCCGCAGGGCCUGGCAGACAGAGUGGCUGAGCAGCGAGAGCCCCUUCACGCAGAAGGUGGACUUCAACCGCGAGAAGAAGUGGCCGUCGCCCGCUGACUACCAGCCGCUGAGCGGGCCCGCGGCCCGCGCCUGCAGCCCCUGGGCGCAUCGCCCUGUAUCCAGGGCACCCGAGGGCCAGGCCCGCAGGGCGCCCCCAGGGCCCCAGCCCCUGAUCCAGGCCUUGGCGCGGGCUCGUGGAGAGAAGCACCCAGGCCCCUGCACCUACGACGUUCUGCCCGGGGACUGCCUGCGAAGCCCGCGUUCGCCGGCCUUCUCCAUGCGCAGCGCGCGCGCCCCGGCGUCGGGAGGCAGCCUCGCCGGCGUCCCCGGCCCCGGCGCCUACCGCGCGGAGCUCUGCCUCGAUUCGCGCUUCCGCCCCGCGCCCGGCGGGCUCAUCCAGGGCGCGCGCAGGCCCAAGCGCCACGACACCGGCCCCUUCUGCGCGCUCUAGGGCGCCGGGGCUGCCCGAGGCCCUCUGUCCACGCCCCCGCUGACCAGGUCCGCUCUCCCCAUUACAGACGCUCUCCACGUC